This is a messenger RNA of Penaeus monodon (black tiger shrimp), 692 nucleotides long. RefSeq names its product histidine-rich glycoprotein-like. The transcript is spliced from 2 exons. The coding region runs from base 32 to 607 and encodes 191 amino acids. The record is from RefSeq and is a predicted model, not a curated record. NCBI's taxonomy places the organism in Eukaryota, Metazoa, Arthropoda, Malacostraca, Decapoda, Penaeidae.
CGCCCUGUUCCGUCUCACCAAUCCUGCAGAGAUGAAGUACUUGGUGUUUGUGCUCCUGGUGGCUGCCGCUUGCGCUUCUGAGGUGGAGAAGCGAGAGGCGGAGCCAAGUCGUGUCUUAAGCUAUGGCCACAGUCUCUACCACCACGGGUACUACCCCCGCACGUACCACCGCUUCCACAAGAGGUCCGCCGAGCCUGAGGCCGAAGCAGAGCCUUCUUACCGAGGUUACUACCGUCCCCAUUCCUAUCACAACACUCCCUACGUCCACCACCACUACAAGAGGUCCGCCGAGCCUGAGGCCGAAGCCGAACCUUCUUACGGUUCCUCCAACUACUACCCCUCCUAUUCGUACGGCUACCAACCACACCACUACAUUCCCUCCGUCCACCACCACUACAAGAGGUCUGCUGACCCCGUUGCUGAAGCUGAAGCCAGCUACGGCUACAGGUCAUACCACCCCGUGCAUUAUCACUCCUACCAAUACACCCCCUAUACUCACAGCCACUACAAGAGAUCUGCCGAGCCAGAAGCUGAUCCUGGUUAUACCUACCGACCCUACCAUAACGGAGCUCACUAUGGUUACGGUUACCGCGCUCACCACCACUAAGGUGUUGGGAAUUAAUAUAUCCUAAAGAUAUCUAAAAGAAGUUUAUUUUGAAAACUGAUACAAGAAUAAAGACAAUCUAAAUAUA